AUGUCGACGGUGAGCCGUGCAUCCCUUGACCAGAAGCUUGCCCUCGCCAAGCGAUGCUCGCGAGAGGCGACCCUUGCCGGAGCCAAGGCGGCAGCUGUGGCAACUAUCGCCUCCGCGAUUCCCACCCUGGCGAGCGUUCGGAUGCUGCCAUGGGCGAAGGCCAACAUCAACCCCACCGGCCAGGCUCUCAUCAUCUCUACAGUUGCCGGGAUGGCCUAUUUCAUCGCCGCCGACAAGAAGAUCCUCUCGCUCGCGAGGCGGCACUCGUUUGAGGAAGCUCCUGAGCACCUCAGGAACACCUCCUUCCAGGGCACCGGUCGCCUGCACCCGGCUUUCUUCAGGCCAUGA
Molecule: messenger RNA, 348 nt
Organism: Miscanthus lutarioriparius
Lineage: Eukaryota; Viridiplantae; Streptophyta; Magnoliopsida; Poales; Poaceae
Source: the annotation of a GenBank genome assembly